AUGGAAGCUUUUGAUGAUGAAAAAAGUUCACGCUUUACACAUUCACAAGCUAUUUUUAAUCGAUGGAAAGCACCUGCAUUUGUUUUGAUUUCAUCAAGAAUUAUAUUACCAGCAAUGGCUUUUACUUUAAAAAUUCCUUCUUCUAUAGUUAGGAGUGAAAGAUCGAAAAAACUACCACUUAAAUCAUAG
Molecule: messenger RNA, 189 nt
Organism: Funneliformis mosseae
Lineage: Eukaryota; Fungi; Glomeromycota; Glomeromycetes; Glomerales; Glomeraceae
Source: the annotation of a GenBank genome assembly